Molecule: messenger RNA, 837 nt
Organism: Medioppia subpectinata
Lineage: Eukaryota; Metazoa; Arthropoda; Arachnida; Sarcoptiformes; Oppiidae
Source: the annotation of a GenBank genome assembly
AAUUGGCAGACAAUGAGGUUUAAACCGCCGCCUCUUAACCAACAGUCCAUCGGUUGGAGAGUAGAGUUCCGUCCGAUGGAGAUCCAGAUGACUGACUUCGAAAACGCCGCCUUUUCUGUCUUCACUAUACUAUUGUCCAGAAUUGUAUUGAAAUAUAAACUCAAUUUCAUUAUUCCUAUCUCUAAAAUCGACCAAAACAUGUCAACCGCUGUAAAGAGAGAUGCCGUCAAUAGAAGUAAAUUCUGGUUCAGAAAAGACAUAUUCACUCAAAACACAUCACAAGAUGUAAAUAACAAUACAAACAGUUUUAAAACUAAUUACGAGAGAUAUGAGAGCGAAGAAGAGUCAUAUAUAGAGAUGUCUAUCAAUGAGAUAAUGAAUGGAUACGGAAAUGAAUUCCCGGGUUUAAUACCACUAAUCAGGGAUUAUGUAAAAGACUUAUUACUUGACGCCCAAACCUAUAAUAAAGUCCAACAGUAUAUCCAAUUGAUUGCCGACAGAGCGUCGGCAAAACUCCAGACAACCGCUCAUUGGAUCAGAGAUUUUGUCCGAAAACAUGCGGACUAUAAAUACGAUUCUGUGAUGAACAUAUCAUCGGUGGAUGGGAUCGGACAGAGAAAUAUAGUGCCGCUUAAAACCAUAGAAACCAAGGGUUCGGUUAGGCUUAGAGAUGUGUCCGACAAAUAUGGCGGCACUUAUACCUGUUAUUGCGAAUCAAAGGAUAAUUAUGGCAAUAAUCUGAAACACACGUCACUCGACAAAUAUUCAUCGGCUGGCGAUAGGGUCACGUUGACUGGCGAUGGGGUAACAGUCGUAUCAGUUUCUGGCGCUGACUGA